AUGCCUGUUUACGCCUUGGGCUCAAACGGUUCUUGCCAACUUGGAGUUGGCCACGAAGAAGAUCUCUCUGCGCCAUCACUCGUUGAGAUUGAAAAGCUCGACGCCUCAGUCAAGGCCAUCAAAGCUGGAGGAAACCACACUUUGAUCCUCACUAAAUCCGGCACCGUAUAUGUCACUGGUGAGAAUAGUGAUGGACGAUGCGCAAUCUCUACAGCGGUAGCUUCUAUUUCAUCAUUCGUUCCGUCAAGUUUACCUAGAAUGGAUUUCAUCGUAGCUACCUGGGAUGCCUCCAUUUUUGCCUCCGCCCAUGCUGUCUACGUCUGUGGCAGUGGCGCAAAAGGUGAGCUGGGUCUUGGAGAGGGCAUAGUGAAAGCAGACUCUCCACAACAGAUUGCAGAUUUCCCGCCUUCAGGUACUCACAUUAUCGACUUGGCUGCUUGUAUGGGCCAUGUUGUUGUAGUCUUGUCGGAUGGGUCGGUCUAUGGAUGGGGAACUGGACUGCAUGGCCAAUUGGGAAACCCACAUGGUCUUGUCUGGCAACCUCGUCGACUUGAUGGCAUAUCGUUCCCUGUCUCACGCGCCGUCUGUGGCAAAGAUUUCACAUGUGUUUUUGGCGAUCCUGCUAGUGGACAAUUACAAUUGCUCGGCCUGGAGAAGCGCGACAGAUUCAACAUCAAGUCAAACACCCCUCAAACGCUUCAAAAUUGGACCGAUGUACAAGCCACGUGGGGCAGCAUUUAUGUUCUACUAUCUGACAAUAGACUUGUUGCUUGGGGUAGGAAUGAUCACGGGCAGCUCCCUCCUGCAGACCUUCAGAUAACUGCGAUGGCAGCUGGUAGUGAGCACAUGCUCGUUCUGACGACUUCUGGCAAGGUCUAUGCGUGGGGCUGGGGAGAGCAUGGUAACUGCGGCUUGCCUACCGAUGAACAGCGCGAUGUUAAAGGCCGAUGGAACGAGCUCGACGUAGGCGGGACCGUCGAGCAUAUCGGCGCUGGCUGCGCAACGAGCUGGAUCAUUACCGAAUUUAUUUGA
This is a messenger RNA of Aureobasidium melanogenum CBS 110374, 1032 nucleotides long. RefSeq names its product RCC1/BLIP-II protein. Lineage: Eukaryota; Fungi; Ascomycota; Dothideomycetes; Dothideales; Saccotheciaceae. Bases 1 to 1032 code for a protein of 343 amino acids. The record is from RefSeq and is a predicted model, not a curated record. The transcript has a single exon.